AGGUUGUUUUUAAAUUUUGAGUCUUCUUUAUUUUUUUUUACUCCAGUGGGUCUUUUGUUAGUGUGAAUGAUAGUUCUUAUAAGUAGUAAGUAUAUUACUAGUUUUAAUAAUAAGUUCCAAUUGUCAGAAAUUGUUGGACAUUUUUCUUCUGGUAAGUAUUAUCCUGGAUUAUUAUUUAUAAUAAGGAUAUUUUUUUUAAUUCUUUUAUUUAAUUUGUAUGGUCUUGUUCCCAGAAUAUUUCCCUUAAGUAGUUUGCCCUUUUUAACAAUGAGAAUGGCAGUUAUUUUGUGAUCGGGGAGGUAUGUAUAUUGUUUGUCUAAGAAUCUAUUGAGGUGUGUUUCUCAUAUGCUUCCUUUAAGGAGUCCUAUAGUUUUGAGUGUGUUUCUUGUUUGGGUGGAAGUAUUAAGCUGAUUGUGUCGGCCAAUUGCCUUAGGGGUACGUUUAAUGGCCAAUAUUACUGCAGGUCACCUGCUUUUAUCUUUAGUUAGGGGAGGAGUCUUUUUUUCCGGGGUGUGAUUUUUAUUGCCUUUUGGGUUUUUAUUGGCUUUGAUGUUGAUAGAGAUUAGGGUAGCUAUGAUUCAGUCUUAUGUUUAUAAUUUAUUGUUGUCUUUAUAUAUAGAUGAGAGACUUUAA
Styela clava is the source of this 633-nucleotide messenger RNA. NCBI's taxonomy places the organism in Eukaryota, Metazoa, Chordata, Ascidiacea, Stolidobranchia, Styelidae. The record is from the annotation of a RefSeq genome assembly.